Messenger RNA from Dermacentor andersoni, 3033 nucleotides. Its product is annotated as solute carrier family 13 member 1-like. Gene Ontology annotation, molecular function: succinate transmembrane transporter activity; citrate transmembrane transporter activity. NCBI's taxonomy places the organism in Eukaryota, Metazoa, Arthropoda, Arachnida, Ixodida, Ixodidae. Gene Ontology annotation, biological process: succinate transport; citrate transport; transmembrane transport. Gene Ontology annotation, cellular component: plasma membrane. The record is from RefSeq and is a predicted model, not a curated record.
CGUGCUGCCCGCUUUAUAACUUCUAAUUACAAUCGUCAAUCUGCUAUUACCCAAAUUAAAUGCGAUGUUCCCCUUCCUGACUUGGAUUCCCACCGCUCUGUUGCCCUUCUAUGCCUCUUUCAUAAAUGCUACUACAACGCGUGGUCCAGCCAUCUGUCGCUUGAAAUUCCUUCUCGCACAUCUACUCGACCUCAUAAUCAUCCUAAUUUCAGGCGCAUUUUUGGCCGCACACAGUCACUCAACAACUCUGCAUUCCCGCGCGCCACCGCACUAUGGAAUAGCCUUCCAAAUUAUAUUGUUUCACUAGAAGAUCCUGCCAAAUUUCGUGAACAUUUGGAACUUCACAUGUUCGCUUGACUAUGUUUUACGACUUUGUAUUGUAUUCGCCUUUGUAUCAUUUUUCGACUUUGUUUUGUAUUGUAUUCCCUUGACUGUGUAUUUUUUUUUUCUGUUUACCAGUAUUCCUUUCUUUCCAAUGUACAAAUUUAUUUGUUUCUCCUACUAUUUAGUUCCCUUUUUGUCUUAAUUAUUGUCAUUUUUUUCUGUAACCCCCUACCCAAUGCUCCUCCGAGCCUGUAGAGUAAAUUGACAAAAUAAAUAAAUAUCCAGUUGGCUACCCUACUUGUAGCUAGGGGUGAUAGAGAGAAAGAAUACAGGAAUUUGGUUAUUCAAGAGCACAAAAGAGGCACAACGUGUCUACAGCGUGUCUACAGCCGGGCGCUUAAGUUUGUUGCCAUCAGAUGUUGCAUAAACACUCUUCUAGCUUUCUGGACUGAUGAGCUGUCAGGCCAUCCUCCCGGCACCUUUGGCAUAGGUAAGAGGCUGAUUUUGGCAAACUUUUCACCAAGUCCUUCAGAAACAGGCUCUACUCGUUCAAAAAAAAAAAAAAAGCUAAGCGUUAUGGACUGCUAAUGCUAAUGGGAAAGGAGGCAACAUACUCUGCGAUAACCAGUUAAUUAUAAUUUCUUGAUGCCAUGUGAGCUAUUUCUGUCGUAAACUUUGCUGUUUUUGACCGAAGGUCUGACUGAACGACAUGAGAAGAGUGCUGUCGCCAACGAAAACGCCGUCAUGUUUGCACACCAAGACAGAGAGAUGUUGCCAGUGCUGAUUUUGCCUAUCCCCGCACGUACCAAGAGCUACGUCGAAGGGUCUGAGAAGCAGCGCAUUCGCGUGCUACUCUACCUGUGCGUCAUCUACGGCGCCAACACUGGCGCAAUCACCACCAUCACGAGCGCUGCUUCUAAUAUCGUCUUCAAGUUCGCCAUUGAGGACUUGUACGCAGGACGGGCUCCGGUCGACUACGCGCUAUGGCUGUUCUUCGCCCUGCCGGCAACGAUUAUCAGUACGGCCAUUAUUUUCGUUACUGUGCUGCCUGUGUUCUUCCGGUGUAACAGGCCAAGCGUUGGCCAAGAAAGCAGCAGCUCUGCGAUGGAAUAUGUUCGUCGCAACUACGCAGCCCUCGGACCAAUGAGAUUCCAUGAGGUGGCCGUCUUACUGCUGUUCACGCUGCUGGUUUUUCUCUGGCUAUUCCGGGACCCCAUGUUUGCCAGAGGCUGGGCGACGUUGUUUGGUUCCAUGAAACCGAAAGACGCCACUGCGGUCAUGAUACCGGUCAUACUGCUCUUCAUGAUUCCCGCCCAACCGUGGGAAGGAGCCAAGAGCCCCGGACUUGUCACAUGGCCUGUUGUGCAGGCAAAGCUGCAGUGGAGCGUCAUCCUGCUCGUCGGCAGCGGUUUUGCCAUCGCCGACGCCAUGAGGGUCUCCGGUCUUUCUUUACUUCUCGGUCAACAGCUCGGCCACUUGUCCCACCUGCCCGCAGGUGUGCUCAUGAUGUGCCUUAGCAUCUUGUGCUCGUUCAUGUCGGAGUUCGUCAGCAACGCCGGCACUGUCACGGUUCUGCUGCCCAUAUUUGCAGUUCUGGCUGAAGACCUGCACGUAAACCCUCUGCUCUUAAUGAUACCGGCGACACUGACCAGCAACUUUGCCUUCCUGCUGCCAGUGGGGACUCCAGCAAAUGCCAUUGUUUACGAGCACGCACGCCUGAAGGUGUCCGACAUGGUCCUUCCUGGUCUCCUAGUAAAGGCUAUCACAAUAUUCACAACUGUGGCCGUGACCUUCGUGCUCGGCGACCCGAUCUUCGGCAUGUUCAGCGAAGCGGACUGGCUGCGACCCGUCGUCGCGGCCAACAUCAGCGGCACCGCUACUUCGCCCGCGCGUUAGCCACUACGUCAGCAGUACGUUCGCACGCGACUGAGAGCGGCUCACCCGUUGCGCAAACGGGUGAGCCGCUGUGGUGGCACAGUGGCUAUGGCGUUCUGCUGCUGAACAAGAGGCGGCCCCAGUGUUGCCUCGGGAAGUUCGACCCUCCGAAUCAAUCAGUCCGACAGCUGUUAGCACGAAAGGACGUGUGUUGCCAGUAGUGUUCGUUGCACCGGCAAGGACGCUAAGUAGAAGUGCAGGGCCAAGGCUGCGUGCGCGAACCUGUGCCAGUGUGCGGCUGUGGUGAGAUUUGCGAUGACACUUGCUCACAGGCCGAGGUGCUAACAGGCUCGCUUAUGGGGUUGAUAAUAAAUGUUCACUUGUGUACUAUACUCUGGGUUUACACUGAAGACAAGAAAAUGUGACGACGGAGAUCAAGAGAAAUUUACGCGAGAAUGAUGAAGCGCUCAUCGUGAUUUUCUCGCCAGUCGUGGUUCUUUCCCACUGUUUUGAGCUCGAACGCUAACCUGCCAGCUCGUGUUCCCAUGUUAACGAAGCCUUGAGGUGCUCAAUGUUCUUAGCCCGCGAAAGUGCUUCACUGGCGUACAGUCUUAAACGAAAGCACACCUUGCCUACCACAUAGGGGAAUAGCUUACUUAAGGCUCGGUCCUUAAAGAUGAAAGCGAGUGGGCGCUUUAGUACUUGCGCGUGUCGCCUCAUCUUUCAACCUUCAUUGUGAGUAGCAUGGCAUGCCUGCACGACUGUAGCUAUUCUAUCGUUCAGUUUUCGGUAACAUUUAAAUUUUUGUCAAGAAAUGUAUAAAAAAUGCAAGUU